UUCUGUGGCCACGUGAGCUGCUUCACUGACCUUUAGUUUCAUGGGGAUGACCAGUAAUGACCAGACAACAUCUGGAGUGAUUCAUGAACGGGUGUCAGUCUAGAUUAAUGUGUGUUUGCUGUACUGGACUGACUGACCCAGGAUCAGUGCGAGUGGCUGAUGGCGGCUCUGCGGCGGAUCCUGAGGCGCGUCUCGCCUCUUCUUCAGACUGUGAGGAUCUGCAGAUCAAACAGCCACAAAACUGAUGAUUUCCUGAAGAACGAGGCGGUUCAGAGGCGCAUUAAACGCGUGAUGGACGAGCACGAGACUGUCACCAGCCGUCUAGAGAGCGAUCAGCUGACCGACACUGACCGGAGAACUCUGAACCUGCGGCUGGCGGAAGUGACGAGGGUGAUGGACACGAUUGAGAGAUCAAGAGAAGCGCUGAGAGAACUGGAGGAGAUACACACUCUCAUUCACAACACGGCAGCUGAAGAGCAGCAGAUGCUUUUGCUCUUGCGAGAGGAACAUGAAGAUCUGAGCAGGAGGAUAGAGCAGCUGAACAGGAAGCUGAUCGAGGCGCUGGUUCCCGACGAUGAUCUGGACGACAGGAGCGUUGUGCUGGAGGUGGCGGCGGGACGGACCACCGGAGGAGACAUCUGCCAGCAGUUCACGCGAGAGAUCUUCGACAUGUACCACGGCUUUGCCUCCUACAAAAACUGGGACUUUGAGCUCUGCAAUUACACUCCGGCAGAAUACGGAGGGCUUCAUCACGCCUCCGUCAGGAUCUCAGGUGACUCAGUGUAUCGCUGGCUGAGGUUCGAGGGCGGGACGCACCGAGUGCAGAGGAUUCCUGAAGUGGGUCUGUCGUCACGCAUGCAGCGCAUCCACACGGGAACCAUGACGGUCGUCGUGCUGCCGCAGCCGCGUGAUGUCGACGUUCACAUCGCGUCCAAAGACCUGCGGAUCGACACGUUCAGGUCACGCGGCGCGGGCGGACAGAGCGUCAACACCACCGACAGCGCCGUACGGGUGGUUCACCUGCCCACAGGAACCGUCGCCGAAUGUCAGCAGUUUCGCUCUCAGCUGAAGAACCGCGAUACGGCGCUGCGUGUGCUCCGCGCGCGGCUGUACCAGAGCAUCAUGGGACAGCAGAGAGAGCAGACGCACACCGCACGCAGACAACAGGUGGGCACUCGAUGUCAGUCGGAGAGAAUACGCACUUAUAACUUCAGCCAAGAUCGAGUGACGGACCACAGGAUUGGUCAUGUGAUGCGUGACAUCAAGGCUUCAACAGCAAAUUGUCUGAGAUUUUCCCAAAUCAAGGCCAUAUUCGAGUCUCUCAUCUGCUUGUGUUGGUCAGGCGUUCCUGCGGGGCGGCGAGACUCUGGAGGAUCUGCUCAGACUCCUGCAGGACAGACAUCACCUGCUCAAACUGAACAACAUCAGCUGAUCCAUGACAUCAGUCAUGAGGAUUUGAGCUCAUAUUGUACAUAUCUCCUGUCAUUAAACUAUAUUCCACAUAUGUGUAAGUGGCGUCAUGUCUUAACACAGAACCUCCAGUAAAUGCUGAAGCUCAAACAUCCACAUUUGAUUAGUUUUUGUUAAAAAUAAGACUAAGGUGUGCUGAAUGACAGAUUACUGCAGGUCAAAACUGUGUAUUUACAUCAAAAUAGUGUUUUUUUAUUUGUAUAGAGCUUUUCAUAAAACACGAGCAGCUUUAUAGAAAGUCAUACUUUUAAUGUUUACACUUUAAUGCCUUAUAUUGAGAUGAAAUAUGGCAUAUAUUUUGUAGUAUAUAUAUCACAUUAUGCGAGUAAAAGUUGGAUAUACGUGUGAAUUAAAUAUUUCAUUUUGUGGA
This is a messenger RNA of Megalobrama amblycephala (Wuchang bream), 1840 nucleotides long. RefSeq names its product mitochondrial translational release factor 1 (gene mtrf1). The record is from RefSeq and is a predicted model, not a curated record. The transcript has 9 exons. Gene Ontology annotation, molecular function: translation release factor activity. Lineage: Eukaryota; Metazoa; Chordata; Actinopteri; Cypriniformes; Xenocyprididae. The coding region runs from base 160 to 1545 and encodes 461 amino acids. Gene Ontology annotation, biological process: translational termination.